GGUUCUUUGCCAUGUCUGGUCGUGGUAAGCAGGGAGGCAAGGCUCGAGCCAAGGCCAAAACUCGUUCUUCGCGAGCCGGCCUUCAGUUCCCAGUGGGCCGUGUCCACCGCCUUCUCCGGAAAGGAAACUAUGCGGAGAGAGUAGGCGCUGGUGCUCCAGUCUACCUGGCAGCAGUGCUGGAGUACCUGACUGCCGAGAUCCUGGAGCUGGCAGGCAACGCGGCCCGAGACAACAAGAAGACUCGCAUUAUUCCUCGCCAUUUGCAGCUGGCCAUCCGCAACGACGAGGAGCUCAACAAGCUACUGGGGAAAGUCACGAUCGCGCAGGGCGGCGUGCUGCCCAACAUUCAGGCUGUUUUGCUGCCUAAGAAAACUGAGAGUCACCACAAGGCCAAGGGCAAGUAGUAGGCCUGGCUUAAUUUGCAGCCACUCGAACAUCCCAAUUGAACCAAAGGCUCUUUUCAGAGC
Molecule: messenger RNA, 467 nt
Organism: Otolemur garnettii (small-eared galago)
Lineage: Eukaryota; Metazoa; Chordata; Mammalia; Primates; Galagidae
Product: histone H2A type 1
Exons: 1
Coding region: 12-404 (130 amino acids)
Cellular component (GO): nucleosome
Molecular function (GO): structural constituent of chromatin; DNA binding; protein heterodimerization activity
Source: RefSeq, a predicted model, not a curated record